AUGCCCAAGUCCAAGCGCGCGAAGGUCGUCCACCUCACCCAGGUCGCCAAAAAGACCCGUGAGCAAAAGGACCAGCUGUUCCAAAACAUUCGAGAGCAGGUUCCCGAGUACCAGCACUGCAUUGUCUUCAACGUGGAUAACAUGCGCAACAACUACCUCAAGGAUGUCCGCCGCGAGCUCUCCGACAGCCGACUCUUCUUCGGCAAGACAAAACUUAUGGCCAAGGCCCUCGGCCAAACCGCCGAGGAAGCCAUCGUCCCCGGCAUCGAGGGCCUCGCACCGCACAUCACUGGCACCGUCGGCCUCCUCCUGACCAAUCGCCCCGUGGACACCGUCCUCGACUACCUCAACAGCAUCUCCCCCGUGGACUUUGCCCGCGCCGGCGUCACCGCCUCCCGCACCUUCACCAUCCCUCCCGGCGUCGUGUACGCCACGGCCGGCGAGGUCCCCAAGGAGAACGACAUCCCGCUGCAGCACACCAUUGAGCCCGAGCUGCGGAGGCUGGGCGUCCCUACGAGAAUGGUCAAGGGCAAGGUCGUUCUGGGCGACGAGAAUGGUGAGGGUGAGGGUUAUACGAUCUGCAAGGAGGGCGAGGUGCUCGAUUCACGGCAGACUAGGCUGUUGAAGCUCUUUGAUGUCUGUCUGAGCGAGUUCAGAGUCAAGGUUCUGGCAUACUGGAGCGCUGCGACCAACGAGGUAACAGAGAUUGACCAGGCCGCCAUGGAUGGCGUCGAGGAGGAGGAGUAA
Messenger RNA from Trichoderma breve, 747 nucleotides. Its product is annotated as ribosomal protein l10 domain-containing protein. Gene Ontology annotation, cellular component: preribosome, large subunit precursor; nucleolus. The record is from RefSeq and is a predicted model, not a curated record. Lineage: Eukaryota; Fungi; Ascomycota; Sordariomycetes; Hypocreales; Hypocreaceae. The coding region runs from base 1 to 747 and encodes 248 amino acids. Gene Ontology annotation, molecular function: RNA binding. Gene Ontology annotation, biological process: rRNA processing; nuclear-transcribed mRNA catabolic process; ribosomal large subunit biogenesis. The transcript has 3 exons.